AAUCAUGAAAAAUGAACGCCACUGGCUACAUCUGUUAACUAUCAUCUGUUGAGCUGAUUUUUGAACUGCUGCAGUCUGCAAGGUGCAGGGACAGCCACAGUGGGUUCGGAGAUGCAUUCCAGGGUUUUGACCGAGAGCCAGUGAAGGAAUGGCAUUGGAGUUCCUAGUCAGGAUGUUGUGACUUGAAGGGAAACCUUUAGAUAGUGAGGGUGUUUCCAGGUAUCUCCUCUUGUCCCCUGAGGUAAUAGAGAUCAUAGGCUUGGGAGAUAUGUUACUCCUCAUUGGGGAGUGUGUUGGAAAUCAAAUCCUACUAUUUCUGGAGUCAGCAUAAAACUUAAAAGAUUUUAGAAAAAUACACUAAAUUCCCAAUUUACUUGCCUUUUGAACCCAGGGCAACAGAAAGCAUCAACCAGGUUUCUGUACUUAAUGAAAGUUGUUAUUUAUUAUAAAUAAAGACAUUCUGGCUCCAGGUAAACGGCUAUGAACCAUUGGCAUGUAACUCUAGUGGUUAAAGCUCUUCCUAUACACACGUACAGACAGAAAAAAAAUCAUUGGUGUUCUGGAUAGAGGGAAAGACUGGGAAGGCAGUUUAGUGGACCUUGUCCCCACGACUGAGGUGAUCCCUUUGGCUUGUCAGGACAUUACUUCUUGAGCUGCCAUUUCCAGAUAUUUUCACUCACUUGCAAGAGGCGGCACAAACUGGUUCAGACCUUAGAAAGUCUGAGUUUAUCAGUAAAGUGUUGGAAGUUGUCAUCAGCAGUGCUAUCAAGUAACACCUGCUCAGUGAUGUCCGGUUUGGGUUCUACCAGGGCCACUCAGCUCCUGAUCUCAUUACAGCCUUGGUUCAAACAUAGACAGAAGAGCUGAAUUCCAGAGGCGAGUGUGACAGCCCUUGACAUGAAUGUCGCAUUUGACCGAGUGUGACACCAAGAAGACCUAACAAAUCCAUGGGAGUCAAGAGCAAACUCGCCGCUAGUUGGAGUCAUACCUGGCACAUAGGAAGAUGGUUGCGGUUGUUGAAGGACGUUUAUCCACACGGAGGUUAAAGAUGGAGUCCCUUCGAAGUUGGCGGACUCUCUGAGAUGGUCGGUGGGAGCACGCAACUGGAUGCACUGGCGAAUGCGCGACGACCCGAGCCUCCCCGCUUCCAGCACUGUCCGCCUGACCAGCCCACCCACUUCCGCCCAUUCCGCAACCGAGAGCAAGAGAUUGUGAACCGGACCCUCCGCUUCCUGGACGAGAGUGGAUUUUAUUGGGGCCCGCUUACCGUGGCUCAGGCUCAUGCCAUGCUGACAAUGGAACCAGUGGGCACUUUCCUCGUUCGGGACAGCUCUCGGGCCAACCACUUAUUCAGCCUGAGCGUCCGUGCUGAGAAUGGACCGGUCAGCAUGCGGAUCUUGUUUGAGAAGGAACACUUCUGGUUCAACGGUGCCAGCUUUGACUGUAUUCUGAAACUCCUGGAGUACUGUGUGGACAGCACCCAGAUAAAGCCCUUCAGGUUUGACUGCGGGGUCUCGGUGGUCUUUUCCAAACCCUUACGGAAAAACCCCAUCCCGAAUCUAAAGCAGUUGUGCAGGAAGAACAUAAUCGGCCAUUUUGGCAUUGAAAGCGUGCGGAAACUUCCCUUAGUGCCCCGGCUCCAGGAGUACAUGGAGGAAUUUCCGUUCAAACUGUAACCGAGGAAUCGCUGAAGUUUUCUGUUUGGUUUCGUGAAGUCCAGGUUUGGAAUUGAUCACUGGUGGCAAUUGAGAGUUUUGGGGGAAGGAGUGCAUUCACGUGCAGCAAGGAGCACAGGGCCUCCUGAGGAUACCACAAACGCCCUUCCGGUUCCUGUGUUCCCUCUGCCCUGGCGAUGUGACCCAGACGUAGGCUGGGCUGUCGAAGGCGUGUCGUUGACUAGUGGAUGUAUACGGGCACUGUGCAGUCCAGGAAGGGCCCAUGCCCAGAGCCAAGCAAGCUCACCAGCACUUACUGCCUGAGCACGGAGGCUGGGAAAAGACAGAUAUUUUUCAGUCAACCAUUUCUGAAGGAUGUGUAGACAUCAUUUUCAUUCUUUCAAAGAAGACUGUGUGUUUGGUUCCAUUUGAAGCCAGCAGGGAGGAUUAUUUAGUUGUGCAAAAGCAUUACAGUCUGCAGAAUGAAUUAUUUUUGUCAGAUUUUUUUAUUUUAUAUAUUCAUAUCUAUAUUUUAAUAUGUAACUAUAAAAAAAAUUGAACUGGUUGGAAUGUGGUACAGAAGGAGAUACUGUUCAGAACUGAGUUGGUAAAGCCCCACUGAUCUUGUAGAUAUUUUCCUAUCAGCCUGUUCUUAGAUGUCAUGACACAGCUCUGGGGCAGGUGGAAUUUGAGCCCUGGCCUCCUGGCUUAGAGGUAGGGACACUACUACUGCACCACACAAGAGUCCCCAAUUCCAUCAGCUACUGUGUUGGGAUUUGAAACCAUGCCUCCAGGGUAUCAGUGUGAGAUUUAGAAUUGUUUGACUGGUGAUGCCACCACUACUGUACUGUUGCCUGACCCAUUCCCCCAUUAGGGCACCACAGUGGCUCAUAUGUGCUUCAUCGUGCCAGGGACCCAAGUUUGAUUCCACCUUCGGGCGACUGUGCAAAUUCCACACAGACAUUCUCCCUCUAUCUGCGUGGGUUUCCUCUGACGGCUCCGGUUACCUCCCACAGUCCAAAGAUUUGCAGUUUAGGUGGAUUGGCCUUGCGCAUAGUGUCCAGGGAUGUGCAAGCUAGGUUGAUAAGCCAUGGGAAACUUGAUUAGGGGCAUGGGUCGGUGUGGGAUACUCUGUGGAGGGUUGGUGUGGACUCGAUGGACCAAACAGCCUGCUUCAACACUGUAUUGAUCUUGUAUUAUGAGUGUUGCAGGCAUCUUUCAGGGAGCAGGGAGGCCAAACUAUGUCAGGGGUGAAUUGGGUCAGCUUCUGAUAGGCUGCCCUUGGCUAAAAAUCCCACCCGCACUCACUACCCAAUCUGUUACACAAAGAAGGGUGGCCUGGAUAAGCAAGGUAACUCCCCUCUUGCCUUGUCUUGCUAUCCCAAUACCUAUGGAAAAACCUCUUAGCAUAAAUCUGCAUUUUUUGACAAUGGGAAAGCAAGAACCGACACAAACGUAAAUAUCAUUUGAUAAAUGAAUCUGUCGUUCAGAAAGAAUCACCCAAUGAUCUCUUGAUUGUUCUGGUGAAAGUAUCUAAAUCUGCUCAGGUCACCAUGCAGUUCAGUGGACCAUCCCUUUGAUUGGAUUUCAGGCCGAAACUCGCUCUGUGAUCGCUGUUAUUUGUCAGUACGGAACCAUUGAUCGAUGCCACCUUGUUACUCUAUGGUUCCAUACUUGUGGUUUGUUUAUUCAAGUUUGUCAAACAGCUUAGACUUUUCACAAUGAAGCUGACCUUGUUCCACCAUCUUGAUCCUGAGUGUAUAUCAAAUCCCGCUUAGAAUUUAAACAGAAGAUUAAUCCUAACCUUUGCUGUCUCCAGUUAAUAUGGUGAGCUCACUUGUAGCCAAUCAGCUUUUUGGUACUCAAAUUUUUAUUUGAAAAGUAUUUCUUAAUAAAGAAAGGAAAUAGUUUUAUGAAACAAAAUGUUUCUUAUUGAUUUAUUGUGAGUGUUGAGGUUAAUAAUGGGGGUGCUAGUUCCAAUUGCAGUGAAUAAUGACAGCUAGUUAGCUUCUGAUGGUCUAGAUCAUGUGAUGCUCUGGGAGCCUAUCAUUUGGGACUCAUAUGAUCAAUGGAUGACUUGACUGAUGUCCCAUGGAUGUUAGAGUUGCCCCUUUAACCCAGUUCUGAAUGCAGAUAGGAGGAAAAGUUAGGUUUGGUGUCCAAUAUCUACUGGGUGAGAGGAACUUGUCACUUCCACAUUGGUUCAAUUCAACCCCAAUCAGACCUCUCUUAGAUAAAGAAAAUCAAGUCAUUUCUACACUUUGCACUCCCGGGACAGACUGUUGAAAAACUGCCUUGCUCCUGAGUAGGUGACAAAACUGAGAGAGAAUGAUUGGUAUCUAUUGGGUUAUGGGGUAGCCUCCAGGCAAUCAGGUAUGAUUGACAGACAAUGGCUUUGCCAGAGAGGCUCACGUUCCACCAAAGAAUAAAAGAAUAGCUUGAGAGUUCUCUCCGACGUGUGCUUUGAUACUGUAGAAAAUUCAUAUUGUAGUCUCAAGGCAUUGCUGUUUUUGCAACAGGGUUAAGAAUUUGAUGUAUUUGAAAAGGGCAGUGUCUGGCUUACAUAGUGGUUCCUCCUUCCUUUUUGUUUUGUCACUUCUUGUUGUGUUGAAUAUUGAACUUGCACACAUUCAUAACAGAUCAGAUGCAAUUUCAAAAUUCCCUCUAUCGUCCAGUAACUCUGGCCACUGAUGAAUGCUUUCCUGAAGAUUUCGUUCUCCAUGUUCAGCAACCAUGUGCUCUUUCUGAAUCAAUAUGCAUCAAGAAAAACUGCACUCAACUUUGCUCCCAAGUGUCAUCAGUCAGUGAGCAUCAGACUCCAUGAUGCUUGGGCGCCAUAAUGACUAUUGAUGAGCCGUGAGAAAAUAUAUCUAUCUACUCAGUAUCAAUAGGGCUAGAUCUCAGGAUUCUCAUCUCACCAUGCCCCCCUCUGCUUGUCAAAGUUGUCCAAAUUUUCUUGAACAAAUGAGGCCCCAUCCGUUAGUUUUGGUCUAAGCUAGCUUCAAUAAUAUUCGGAGAUGAGAUGUUCAUACUGACCUGGGUACUUUUGAGGAGGUGAAAUUUAGUUAAGAUUAACCCUAUAAGUUAGAUUUUUUUUUUAAUUGGUUCAUGGGAUGUGGGUGAUGCUGACUUGUCCAUCCCUAAUGAGUCAACUGCAUUGUGAUGGGUCUGGAGUCUCCUAUAGGCCAGACCAGGUAAGGACAGCAGAUUCCCCUUGUUGAAGGCAUUAGUGAACCAGACUGAUUUUUACAACACUUGAGAGUGGUACAUGAUGGUUAGCUUUUCAUUCCAAUUUUAUUGAAAUUAAAUUUCACCAUCUGCCAUGUGGGAUUUGAAUCCAUGUCCCCAGAACAUUAGCUGAGGGCUCUGGAUCACUAAUCCAGUGAUGUUACCAUAAUGCAACAUGCCACAAUAGGGAUGUGAGAAAGAAACAGACAGGACAGACAGCAUAGAUCUUAGCUAUUGCCUAGUUUAAACCACUUUCUAGUUCUGAGGAAGGGUCACUCUGAUUUCUCUCCAUAGAUGCUGUUAGACCUGCUGAGCUUAUCUGGCUACUUCUGUUUUUGUAACUUGCCAGUGCAGAUUGACUAUGCUUUUGCAGGAAGGAGAUUAGAGGUAGUAAAAGCGUAGGCCAGGGAUGACAGGAAAGUUUCGCUGUCAUUCAUUGAGUGCACAACCGAGUGGAUGAAUGACCCUAAAAUGGUAAGAAUCUUACAGCGAAGAGGGAGCCCAUUCAGACCAUUGUGUCUGUGUCUGCGUCUGCAAGAGAGCUGGCCACUUAUUCUCAUUCUCCCACCUUUUUUCUCAACUUGUCAAUUUCUUUUAUUCUUCAAGCAUCCACUUUCAAGUAUCCACCUCCACUUUGAAAGCUGUUUUGGGCCCUACUUCCACCAGUAUUGCUGACCAGCAUUUGCAUCUGAACAACCGUAUCCAUUGGAAAGCCAAUUUCCUCCCCCAACCCCAAUUCUUUUGAUGAUGUGGAACUGUACGCUCCACUUCCCAGAACACUUGCACCCAAAUUUUCUGAACAGAUCCUGACUUGAUGCAGGUCAAAACUAUACAUGUUUAUGAAUGGGAGUAACUCUAUUACCUUGCCCCCUUGAUGCCACAUUAGACCUGAACUGUCAUGUUGCACGACAAAUUCCAGAAAAGACACUACGAAUCUCAUGUAAACCAGACACUGCUGUUCAAAAACAGAAUCAAAUAUUUUAACAUGGUGAUUUUGUUUGAUACAUGUUUGUAAUUCAUUACAAAUCAAGUUUCCCUUUGCACCAAGUGCAACUUAGCUGCUCUGUUUUAUUGUAUCAUUUGACACAUGUACAGAAUAUUUAUUUGUGAAUAAAGAUAUUUGUCUUAA
Molecule: messenger RNA, 6012 nt
Organism: Rhincodon typus (whale shark)
Lineage: Eukaryota; Metazoa; Chordata; Chondrichthyes; Orectolobiformes; Rhincodontidae
Product: suppressor of cytokine signaling 1
Exons: 2
Coding region: 1083-1676 (197 amino acids)
Biological process (GO): intracellular signal transduction; phosphatidylinositol phosphate biosynthetic process
Cellular component (GO): phosphatidylinositol 3-kinase complex
Molecular function (GO): 1-phosphatidylinositol-3-kinase regulator activity
Source: RefSeq, a predicted model, not a curated record